UACUGGCUUAUGCAUCUCUGCAAGUUACGGAAGAAAUGUCUGCUAGAUUUACCAAAAAUACAUUGUGUUAGUUGUGUUAUUAGUAUUCAGCAAAAAAUCCAGGACCAGAAUAACUUGAUUACCAUGCAACGUGCUUGCUCAUUUUUGCUCUUCCGAAGAGUACCUUUCCCUUUUCAUUAUCGAAUGGGAUCUUUUCAGCCGUUGUUACGUCAUGAAGGAAUAUGUGUCCCAAAUUCACAUUUACACGUACCUUGCUGUCGAUAUGCUGCUGAUUCAGAUAAAGGAAUUCUACAACGGUUUAAAAUAUAUGUGGGACUUGGCAAAUUGUCAAAAAGUAUAUCAAGGUCUGUUGGUUAUAAGCUGUAUGAGUCGCUGGAAGAGCAUGUCAAUCACAAUGUUUUCUUUAAAUACUUGAAAAUGGAAGAUACUUUCCAUUCCUGGUUUAUAGUGAGAGGCCUACAUGUAUGGAUGUUAAUGGUUCGACUGAUGAAUGAAGGAGACAAUGGAAGACUUGUGCGAAAUGCUCUUGUAGAAGCCAUGUGGGAGGAUGUUGAAUUCAAAAGCAAACAGAUUGGAGAGACGGCUGCAAGUGUGCGAAGAAAACAGGUUCAAGUUCUGGUUGAUGAAUUUCAGGCAAGCUUGUUUGCUUAUGAUGAAGGCCUCUUAAGUAGUGAUCAAGUAUUAGCCGGUGCAAUUUGGCGAAAUUUAAUGCUCCAGCAAGAUUUCGAUCCGCGCCAUCUGGACAUCUUAGUCGAUUACGUAAGAGAAAAUAUCGCUAUCCUGGACAGAACCAAAUAUGAUGACAUAUAUCACAAUGGUAAAGUCAACUGGACAAAAAUUCGUCUUUAAAUAUAAUUUUUUAAUUUUGGUUUUUCAAACCAUAUGCACUGUAAAGUUUUUCCAAAAUGGAUUGCUUUAUAGAUGGCUCUGCAAAUGAAUUUUUCAUUGCAUUGAUAUU
Daphnia carinata is the source of this 958-nucleotide messenger RNA. RefSeq names its product ubiquinol-cytochrome-c reductase complex assembly factor 1-like (gene Uqcc1). The transcript has 6 exons. Gene Ontology annotation, cellular component: mitochondrion. The record is from RefSeq and is a predicted model, not a curated record. Bases 10 to 849 code for a protein of 279 amino acids. NCBI's taxonomy places the organism in Eukaryota, Metazoa, Arthropoda, Branchiopoda, Diplostraca, Daphniidae. Gene Ontology annotation, biological process: mitochondrial respiratory chain complex III assembly.